Messenger RNA from Colletes gigas, 1563 nucleotides. Its product is annotated as opioid-binding protein/cell adhesion molecule homolog. NCBI's taxonomy places the organism in Eukaryota, Metazoa, Arthropoda, Insecta, Hymenoptera, Colletidae. The record is from RefSeq and is a predicted model, not a curated record. Gene Ontology annotation, cellular component: neuron projection. The transcript is spliced from 10 exons. The coding region runs from base 9 to 1331 and encodes 440 amino acids.
GGUUCCUAAUGACGGUUUUCCUACUCUCGUCGCUCGCGGGAAGUGUUUGGACCGACAACUCCACCGGUUUCGAGGGACCGAGGUUCGUUUCACCAAUAACAAACGUGACGGUCUCAAUGAACAGAGACGCCGUGCUUCACUGCGUCGUCGCGAAUCUUUCUAUCUACAAGGUGGCGUGGCUGCGAGUGGACACGCAAACAAUCUUGACGAUAGAGACUCACGUGAUUACGAAGAACAGAAGAAUUACAAUAACCCACACUGAUCACAAAUCAUGGCAUCUGCACAUACACGACGUGCGUGAAACCGAUCGAGGCGCUUACAUGUGCCAGAUAAAUACUGAACCGAUGAAGAGCCAGACUGGUUACCUGGAAGUUGUAGUUCCACCCGAUAUUUUGGAUAAUUCUACGAGCACCGACAUGGUGAUUCGCGAAGGAACCAACGUGACAUUGCGUUGCGCAGCCGCGGGAUUGCCAACGCCAAAUAUCACUUGGAGAAGAGAGGACGGAGAAACUAUACGUCUGAGCAACGGAGAAGAAGUGAGAAACGUAAACGGAUCGGUCUUCAAUAUCACGAAGAUAAACAGAAUGCAGAUGGGCGGAUAUCUGUGCAUCGCUUCCAACGGAGUACCGCCUACAGUCAGCAAAAGAAUAAUGCUCACAGUGCAUUUUCCUCCAACGAUUUAUAUACAGAAUCAGUUGGUAGGAUCGAAGGAAGGGCAGGAUAUGACUCUGGAGUGUAAUUCAGAAGCAUUCCCGAGAUCGCUGCAUUAUUGGAAGAAGGAAAACAACGAGACGAUAGAAUCUGGGGCGAAGUAUAACCUGUCGCAAACGAUAAGUACGUACAAGGUACACAUGUUACUCACUAUACUAUCGGUGAGAAUGACCGAUUACGGAACCUAUAAAUGCAUAUCACGGAAUUCUAUCGGAGAAACGGACGGCACCAUUACUCUCUAUCAUAUUCCAUCACCGACAACGGAAUUGAAGACGACGACUACAACCCCAAUCCCAACGAUUCAGGAAGUUGAAAAUAUACAAAACUCGCGACAGAGACCGUUCCCUGGCGCAGAACUCGGUCCAGAUCAAAAAUCGGAUUCGUCGCUACCCAAUAUGAUUCGAAACGAUGAUAUUCGACUACACGGUAGAGCCAGCAGCGACGGGUACAACGCUAAAAACGACGCGGCAACAAAGGGGCAAAAAAGUAUCGAUAACGAGGUUCGACCACGAAGAAUCGACAACACGGCGCAAUCCAUGUCAUCCAGGGGUAGUGGCUCGAACAUUCUGGCGCAAUCUAGAGCGGCCAUCUGCAUAAUCCUACUAUCUGCCCUGUCGUAGUCACGUCAGUGUCCGCAGAAAAGAAUGAUUGUUCGGGGUAAAAUCCUUCAAGGAUCAAGAUUCGUCCUGUUCAUCGUCAUUUAUCCUCAUCCGCGAAAGGGAUCAAUUAAUGGGUGUGCAUCGACGACACUUUAUCAACCAUAUGCGACUGAAACGGCCGAAACUAAUUUCUUUGUCGCGAAAAUUUCCAUUUCGAAUUUUAACGUCCGAUCCAAAGUGUUUUCAGCGUUCA